UCCUCUCCCAGCCCCAGCAAAGCAUCUUCCAGAUCUCUUGGUCCUGGGUCCCGCCGCUGCCCCGCGUCUUCUCCGAAGGGCCGGUGCCUCGGAACGAGAAAGUACCUGCUUUCAAGGAGCGUAUGUGUUGGGAGGGGAGGAGAAUAAAAGAAAGUAAAGAAGCAAAGCAAAAAUUAUCUGUAGCUAUGACUGAUCAAGCACCUUCACUUUGGAGCUUUGGAACAACAAAAACAUUUCAAAUUCCCAUUGAACAUCUGGAUUUCAAAUUUAUUGAAAAAUGUUCAGAUGUUAAGCACUUGGAAAAGAUUCUCCUUGUACUCAGGUCUGGUGAGGAAGGAUUUUACCCUGAACUUAUAGAAUGUUGUGAAAAACGCAUUCAAAGCCUAUGUCCUGAAAGCAGAAUCUUAAGAAAAGAGAAACCUGCAGCAACAGCAUCUAGUUUUACACGAGAAGAAUGGGAACAAAUCGAUGGUGAUAUAAAGAGUUGGGUAUCAGAAAUAAAAAAGGAAGACUCCAAGAUGCAUUUUCAUGACAUGGACACAUUUCAAGAAGUUGCAGGCCAGCUGCCUCCAGUUCGUGGUACAAAUAGUCCUCUCAAUAAUGGCAAGGAGAAAGAUAAUAAAUCUAGAUCUUCUCAAAAGAAGAGAGUACCAAGAGAUUAUGCCGAGUGGGAUAAAUUUGAUGUGGAAAAAGAAUGUUCGAAGCUCGAUGAAGAUUAUAAAGAAAAUACUACCCCAAAUGUAAAAUCAGAGCCGCUUAAGAUUGAGAAGAAUAUUGGUACAAUAGGUCUGAGUGACAAGGAAAAAGAUUUCUUAGCUACUCGUGAAAAAGAAAAAGGCAAUGAAGCCUUCAGUUCUGGUGACUAUGAAGAGGCUGUGACGUAUUAUACUAGGAGCAUAUCAGUAUCUCCCACAGUGGCUGCAUAUAACAACAGAGCUCAAGCAGAAAUCAAACUUAAGAACUGGGAUAAUGCUCUUCAGGAUUGUGAAAAAGUGUUAGAGCUGGAACCUGGAAACUUAAAGGCUUUCAUGAGACGUGCCACUGCAUAUAAACAUCAAAACAAGUACCAGGAAGCAAUAGUUGAUUUGAAGAAAGUGCUAAAUGUUGAACCAGACAACGUUAUAGCAAAGAAAAUAUUGUCAGAAGUUGAAAAAGACCUGAACAAGUCUCAGCCUGAAUCUACUCCCAAAACCAAAGGGAAGAGAAUGGUUAUUCAGGAAGUAGAGGAUUCAGAGGAUGAAGAUGGAAAAAGAAGUGAAGAACAUGAAAAUGGCAGUGGAGAUAAGAAAACCGAUGUGCCCGUGGGAAGAGAGCUGAGAAGUGACCGGGCUGAAAUGGGGAAUGUGCAAAAUAAGUUUUCUGGCAAAGGCAAUGGGAAAAAGUUACGAGGAAAGGAGGCGCGGAAGUGCAGAGAACGCACCUUGAGCGGAGGCACCUCCGAGGGGCAGAACUUAAAGCCUUCCCCCGAAGUCGGAGGGGAAGUUAAUGGCCAUCUCCGGAGUGACAAAACUGCAGGUGGGAGCAGUGGGGCCAAAGAGGUCCCCAGCCCGGGGUCUCCUCCCUCUCCUCUGCCCCUUCCCGCCGCCGCCGCAGACCUGAAAAGCCAAGGAAAUGAGUUGUUCAAGAACGGGCAGUUUGGGGAGGCAGUGCUCAGAUACUCGGAGGCGAUCGAAAAACUCCAGGCUUUAGGAAAUGAAAGUGCCGAUGAACUAAGUGUCUUAUACUCAAAUAGAGCAGCAUGUUACCUAAAGGAAGGCAACUGCACUGGCUGCAUUCAAGAUUGUAACAGGGCCCUGGAACUUCAUCCAUUUUCUAUAAAACCUCUCUUGAGACGAGCAGUAGCCUAUGAAACUGUGGAGCAGUAUCGAAAAGCAUACGUAGAUUAUAAAACAGUAUUGCAGAUAGACAACAGAAUACAGGCAGCAAACGACAGCAUUAACAGAAUAACAAGAACUUUGAUAGAUCAAGAUGGCCCAACUUGGAGGGAGAAACUAUCACCAAUUCCAGCUGUUCCCUUUUCAGUUCAGUUGCAUAGAUUGGAUAGAGAAGAUCCUGCAGCGCAGAUGACACAAAACGGAACUACAGAGUCUGGACACCAUCAAAAAUCAAGUGUCACAGGUGAAAAACGUGAAGAAAUGUUUGCAGUCCUUAAGGAAGAGGGAAAUGAAUUUGUAAAGAAAGGAAAAUAUAAAGAAGCUCUCGACAAAUAUAGCGAAUGUUUGGAGAUAAAUCACAGUGAAUGUGUCAUAUACACAAACAGGGCUCUUUGUUACUUGAAGUUAUGCCAGUUUGAAGAGGCAAAACACGACUGUGAUCGAGCUCUUGAGCUAGAAGAGACUAAUGUUAAAGCUUUCUAUAGGAGAGGUCUUGCUCACAAAGGACUAAAGAAUUACCAGGAAAGUUUGAAUGACCUCAGCAAAGUUCUCCAAAUGGAUCCAAAUAUUUCUGAAGCAAAGAAAGAGCUAAAAGAGAUAACUGUACUUCUUGAUAACAAGGAUGACACACCACUGCCCAGUCAAGAAAAGGAAAGGAGGAAAAUAAAAAUUGAAGAGGUGGUUGAGAGCAGGAAGGAUCAGCCUGAAGAUGGUUCUCCAGGGAACAUCUCCAUUACAUGCCACGACAAUUUGGAGAGAGGGCCAGCAAGCAGCCGGCCUGCAGCGACAGGCUUGGAAAAACUCCACAUCUCCAAACCUGCCAAUGCCUAUGAAUUUGGGCAGGUUCUAAAUGCCAUAAACACGAGGAAGGAUGAAGAAGCCUGCUCCAAGCUCUUAGCCGUCACAGACCCUAAAGAGUUGCCAGCACUGCUGAGUAACAAACUGGAAGGGGAUACUUUCCUUCUCCUCAUCCAGUCUCUGAAAAAUCACCUUCUUGACAGUGAUCCUGCACUGGUCUAUCAGCAUCUUUUACAUCUAAGUAAAGCAGACAGAUUUACGACAAUGUUGACUCUGCUUAGCAAAGAACAAAAAGAACAGACUGAACAGCUGUUGGAGUCCCUUUCAGACAAAUCGAACCACACAUUUACUUUAGAGGAUGUACAGAACUUGAAAAAGCAUUAUGAGCUUUAAGCCAAGGUUUUUUGUUUUUUUUUUUUAAAUUCUCCAUUCAUGAUUGGGUACCAGGAAUAUUUGUGGGCUGGGGCUAUAAAUUGCCUGGUUGGGUGGAUAAAGUCCAGCUUUGAAAGGCGCCCUUUUUGUCUGGACUGUUGGAAGAUUUGCAAACGAUUGUGUACGCACAUUCUACAAUCUGCUGCUCACCUUCUGCCUGUAUAUAUUGUCUUCCCCAGAGACUUAACAUCUUUUUAUUUAAUUAUUUGACUUGAUAAUGAUUCAUUUUGAGGGUAUUUUAAGUACAGUCACCUUUUCAUUGCUCCCAUCUUUCCUUUUAGUCAUCCAUUUGGUAAAACGGUUGCACUAAAUUUGCAUUCUCUUAUACUCUGAAAAUGGAACCUUUUGACAUUUAAUAGAAGUAGAUUUACUUAGUUGAUUUUUAAAAUUUAAUUCCAUGAAAGGCUGACUACUGUGUCAUCUUCAUUUCUUGCCAUGAAAUACACAGAACCUAUUUUUUAUGACACAGUUAAAUAAAUACAGGAUAUCCCCAAAGCCUUUAGUGUAGCUUAAGCUUUAAUGAGCCAUAAGUAUUUGGGGACAUCUUGUACUUUGGUACUAUGAAGGUUUGGGGUUAUGAAAUAAAUGGCCCAUAUUUAGAUAAAGAUGAAAUGUGAAUUCUAGAUAAUCAGGCUUUUCAGGCUUAUGAAAGAAAUGUUCAUUUACUGUUUCUCAAAGCAAUUCUGGGAAGCAAUUUUGCCUUUCUCAAAGUAUUCUGUUGUUGCAUGUGAUUUUUUCCCAAUGGUGUUUGUUGCACACAGUAAUUUCAACUGUCAUAGUAGUAGUUUCUUAUUUAUAUCCGAUAGUAAUCAGUCUUAAUUAAGAUAUUAAUAUUACAAAAAAGGUCCUAUAGUUUUACUUAGAGCCCUUAUAAAGCAGGGUGCUAUUUGCUUAUGAAAACAGAAACAAAACAGGCAUUUUGCCGAAACUCCCUGGUCCUACUCUUUUCUUUGAAUUGUCCCAACCAAGUAUUUGCCUAUUUUCCUGUCAGCUUUUACUACUAUUCAUUUAAGUUCUCCAUUUCUUUUUGUCUGUAUAUCUGACCACAUUAACUUCCUCACUACGGAAGUGAAAGUAAAGACUUUGGGUCUUACUUGUACUGAAAAUUUCUCUCAGUUGUACACUAGAAUUAAAGGAAUGGUUUUUUUAUAUAUAUGACCUGAGAAGCCUACUCUCCAUCUAGCAUAUUUGGUUCUUUUUUCACUUGUCUAACUAGGAUAGAUGAUAAUAAGUAGUGGACUUCAAAAAAGCAAUAUUUCUGUGCUUGUGGGCCAUUCUGGAACCAGUGUAGACUGCAACCCCUCCUCAACUUAGAUUAUCUGAUGGUGGAAAAACCCAUUACCUGGUGGCCAGCCUUCAAGUGAUGAAACUCUUUCUCUGAAUGUAGCUUAGCUGAAAAGUACACAGUGGAGUCCGUACAUUUGCCAUAUUGUUCUGAAGCUGUUCCAGUGUGAUAGGAUGUGCAAGAGACUGUGCUUCUUUGGCAUAAUCCUUGUGAUCCUAGCAUUCUUUUCCACGCCGUGGAGACAGGCUAUACAUGAUAAGAGUUAUAUUCAGAUAUGGUUUGGUAGUCUUUGAAAAGGUUGUCACGUCCACAUAUAUAUUUUCUAGCAUUCUUUUAAAACUGGAAUGAGAAAAAACAUUUUAUAGAAAAACAUUAUACUAACUUGAAUUUAACUUUCUUAACCUAGUUACCAUUCUUAGGUAGUGUUUUACUUAAGAACUGCAAAAAUUGAAGAUGUAUUAUAAGAAGCAUUCUACCUCUAGUUUUAAAAAAAAGAACAUCUCUUCCUCUAAAAUAUAAAGUAAAACAGUAAAUUAUUGACUUAUUCACAGAACACAUUUAUUCAAAUGGAACCACAACCACUCAAGUUUUGAUUAAUUUACUAUUUUCUUUAUUUAGUAACUUAAAAAAAUUAUUUGUGAUCCUGUAACGGUAGAGCCACGCAAUGAAAGAAGAAGAAAAAUGCAUUAUAAAUCAUACCAAAGAACCCAUCUUUAGUGACUGUCAGUUGUGUCUGCUGCUUUCAAGGGUAGAAAACUGUAUUUCAUAUGAAAUGGUGGUGGAUUAGAUUAACAUACAACUUAAAAUAUAAAAACAUUUUUUUAAAAAACCCCAAACCCUUUGUUCUUGUUAACUUUUGAUUUUGUAAUUUGCAUUUCCCCAUCUGCUGCCUGAACAAUUCACUUGAAUUUGGUUGUUCUGUGUCCCAACUUCUUCAGUCCUAGAGCAAAGCCAUUGUGCUUGGUUGAGCGUCCAGAUUUCACUCGUUGGUAGGGAGCCCAAACAGAACUGUGGCAUGCAUAACAAUAAAAGAUUUUAUCUGAGUUAUCUCUUUUCCACUUGUUGCAUAUUAGUGGUGUGAAGGUUUGCCCUGAUCCUUCCUGUAAGACUUGCUUCUGUCUAUUCCUCAAAGAAUGUGACCCUUCUGACAGUGACUUCCUUCCCAUGCCGUCUUACACCCAUCAGAUUAUUGUACAUGUUUUCUAUGGUAAGCUUUCUUAUUAUUCAAUUUAACUAACAUCUAUUAAGUGCCUACUUUCUGCCAAACACAGUAGAAGAGUGGGGUUUUCUGGUUAAUUACAUAUUUUAGCUAAUUCAGUUACCUUAUGCUCUAUUUAUGGACUUAUAAACUUUCAAAUAAUGAUAAUAAAAUUCACUUGUGCUAUUGAACAUAAUUUAGUCUUUGGUGGUCAGAAAGUACUUUAGGAUCUUGCAAUCAUCAAAAUCAUUGCAGAAAUUGCAAAUUCUUCAUUAAGAUUGCCUGUAAGAGAGUUUUCUGUAUGGAGAAGUGAGAAAAAGUUUCAAAUUUAUAAAGGGAAGCUCAGAACCAAUUUUAAAAUUCUUUAGCCUAAAACUCUGUUAAUUCCCACUCAUUUAAAAAAAAUUAGUUUUAAAUAAAUUAUUUGAGCCAUCUAAAUUUUGUAUAACUCCUCACAGUUAUAGAGUGCAUUGUUGUCUAUAGGCCAUAUGAGAUGUAUAAAUAUCAUCACCCCCAUUUUCAGUGGGGAUAUCUAUUCAGAGAGGUUAUGGGACCUGCUCGGUCAUACUGAUAGUAAGUGGCAAACCCAAGAUUAUUAAUGUUACCUUCCUGUUUCUAAAAUAUCUUUUAAAGUUUCACAACUGAAUAAAAGGAACUAUGUAGAUAAUCUUCAAAAA
Dromiciops gliroides (monito del monte) is the source of this 6264-nucleotide messenger RNA. It is a transcript of the gene SPAG1, whose product is annotated as sperm associated antigen 1. The record is from RefSeq and is a predicted model, not a curated record. The transcript has 20 exons. Gene Ontology annotation, biological process: axonemal dynein complex assembly. Gene Ontology annotation, cellular component: cytosol. Bases 123 to 3065 code for a protein of 980 amino acids. Gene Ontology annotation, molecular function: protein binding. NCBI's taxonomy places the organism in Eukaryota, Metazoa, Chordata, Mammalia, Microbiotheria, Microbiotheriidae.